Rattus norvegicus (Norway rat) is the source of this 3210-nucleotide messenger RNA. Lineage: Eukaryota; Metazoa; Chordata; Mammalia; Rodentia; Muridae. The record is from RefSeq and is a predicted model, not a curated record.
UGCGUUCGUGAGGAUGAUUGCUCCCGAGGGCUCCUUGGUGUUCCAUGAGAAAGCCUGGAAUGCUUACCCCUACUGCAGAACAAGUAAGCUGGCCCCACAGUAUUGCACCCUGCCUUAGGAUGAGGAGAGGGACACUACAUGCCCCAGUCUCUCAGGCUUAGAUCAAACAAACCUUCACUGCUUGGGUGAUGGCCAGGGAGCCCCAGAUUUUCCUCCCCAGACCUAUGUGUACCCCUAGGUUCACUCCCAGAUGUCAGCCAUACGGUGGUCCAGCUAAUGCCGGCUUUGGGGUGAACACAUGCACUCAGAGGCGAGGCACUCUGGGAGGGAGUUGCAGAUUUAUUUGCCAAGCGAGUGUCGUAAAUGCUGUCAGGCUAUUGAGAUGCUCUCACUGCAUUAUUUUAAAUUAAGAUAGAGUAUUCUGCAUACUGCCUUUGUACUUCACAACCUAAACUGAGGCUCUCUUGGUAUGUGUCACUUGUGUAGAGACCAUUUUGAAGACAUAAGCUACUAAAUGUUACAUGUUUGGAAUAGCUUAGUCCACCUGACUUAAGGUACUGGGAUAGGCUGUCUUGACUCCUUCUAACUGAAGUUUUUCCUGUUUCGGUGCCGCCUCACCUCUCUGCCUCAGUUGUAACGGUGAGUAGUACACCCUCUUCUUUUAACUUUGCUUUUAUAUUUUGCUGAUUCCCGACUGCUGCUGGCCUUUGCCUUGAACUCCCAUUGCUUUACGGCCUCUCCCUUGUCCUCCCCUGCCACACCCACCUCAGAUUUCCUGGACUCACAGCUCCCAGGUUUGUUCCACACUGCUUACUGUUUUUAUUUUGCUUUUGCUACUUCCUCUAAAUGUAGAAUUGCUUAGCAAACCUCAUGUUUGUUUCUGCCCCUGUGCUGCAUGACAAGUGGGAGUGCUUGAAAUAUACAAAAGCAUCAUUUGCUGUACUCAGCAAGUUUUUAAAAAUCAGGAGCUGGGGCUGGAAAUUCAGCUUGACCAUUAAGAGCUUAGGCUGCUCUUCCACAGGACACAGGUUUGGUUCCUAGAACCACAACCAUCCUUAAAUCAAGUUCCAGGGAAUCUGAUACUCUCUUCUGACUUCAUAGGUACAAACACACCUGAGCCCAUAUACAUGGAUGUAGGCAAUACACACACACACACACACACACACACACACACACACACACACACACACACAGAGAGAGACACAGACACACACACACAGAGACAGACACACACACAGACAGACACACACACACACACACACACACACACACACACACUCUAAAAUGACAUGGGGAACAGAGGCUAAUGGCUCUGAGUUUGGAAAGAGAUCCACACUGGGGUGCUGUGCUAAGGAGAUUCCUACAGAACUGUGAAGGGUGGGUCACAUUCUUGUGUUUUCUGCAGAAUGAGUACAUGAAAGAUGACUUCUUCAUCAAAAUCGAAACAUGGCACAAACCUGACUUGGGAACAUUAGAAAAUGUUCACGGUUUAGAUCCAAACACGUGGAAAACCGUUGAAAUUGUCCACAUAGACAUUGCAGAUCGAAGUCAGGUUGAACCAGCAGACUACAAAGCUGAUGAGGACCCUGCGUUAUUCCAGUCAGUCAAGACCAAGAGAGGCCCCCUGGGACCUAACUGGAAGUGUGAUCUCGGUUGGAAACUUAACACUACAAAUUCGGCCGCCAAAACUGAGCAUUCUGAUUGCCUACCACUAAAAGCUAAAAUACCAGGGAGUGUGAACCGCAUGGAAGACUGCUCUGCUGCCGAGGAGCGUCAGCUCUGCUGCCGAGGAGCGUCAGCUCUGCGGAUCCCACAGGAUUCGCUCUGCGGAUCCCACAGGAUUCUACAGUGAAGUAUAGCAAGGCCGAGAGCACCUUGGACUCUUCUUUGCUUCCUAACGUGUGUACUUACUUUUCUGUGUUUGUUCUGGAGGCUCAUGCUGGCUGAUUGCUUACCAUCAAAGCUCCACAUACUUCAAGUAUUCAGUCACGACGUGUGGCUGCUGCGAACCUUGCUUCCCUGAAGGCCUCGCUCGGCCACAUGCCUCAGAGUAACCUAAUAUGUACUCUUAAAUUGAAAACAUGAUUGGACUUGGGAAGCUUCAUUUAUAGUUAGUAACAUGAAAUGUAAGGAAUUCUGUGGCUGUACAAAUGAGUUCAAUGCAAUUUUGAAAACAUUUUGUAGCUAACUACUAGUACGUGUUUUAUUAUGGCUGAAAUUUGAAUUAUGUAGGAAAUAACCUGAUGCUCAGCUCUUCUGUGAGCUCGGGAUACCUGUCUCGUGGAAUUGCUGGUCGCUCUUCCGUUAACCAAUCCCAUUUAAAAAUUUAAUCUAUGUACAGCUCACUUAUUGGCUGAAUAAUUGUUUUAUGAACUAUUGGAAUUAGCCCUAGCUGCCUUGAUGCGGUAAUGAAGUUUUCAGUUUGGGCUGGAUUGGAGCAAUGUGUGAAAGGUCUUUAUUCUAUCCUAUUCCCUGCCCUUUGGGUUGUUUUGAGAGGAAGUUUUUUUUAAAGCAGUUGAGCUCCUAGGAACUUGAUACAGGAUGGAACUUCUUUCUGUAGCAAUGGAAUACCUUUUUGAAGAUUAUAAAUUUCUUUCUUUUCUUUUUUUUUAAAUUAGGGGCUAGCGAGGCAACUUAGUGGGAGAACCAUUGGUUUUUGCAGAGGACCUGGGUUUGGUUCCCAGCAUCCACAUGUUAUCUAGUGACCAGUUCCUGGCAGGCAUACAUGUGGUGCACAUACAUACGUGUAGGCAUGAACAGGUACUUGAAUGCACAUGUGUAUGCAUGCCACAACAUGCAUCAGGGUUGGAGGGCAGCUUGCAGGAAUUGGUUCUUUCUUUUCAUAUGGUACCAAGAGGUUGGACUGAGGCAGUGAGGCCUGGCCCCAGGCAUUUCAAACAGGAACAACGCCUGAAAUACCAUGCACAUGUCAGCUACUGCAGGAAGCCACGUAGCUUGUGUGUUUCCACUUUUCUUCUUGGAUGCCACAUUUGCCACUGCUUUCUGGUGACUCCAGUGGCAUGCUGACACCUCCAGGAAGACAGACAGCCAGGAAGUUCGGGCAGCAGACCUGUGUCUACAUGAGCAGAGUUUAGUCGGUUUGCAUAUUCUUCCCUCAAAGGGUUGUUUUUGGUUUUGUUUUUAAUAACUACUUGUAAAUUGGAAGGAAAACAAGAAGAUUGAAAAUAAAUAAACAUGUGAGGUAUAGAA